CCUUUCACUACUAUCGACGCUCCGAAAAGUUAUUCUAUUUAAAUUAAACAGUUUCGUAAUUCUUUAUACGACAGCCCGAAUUAGGUACAAGUUGUUUCAUCGGAAAUUCCAAGGAUUUUAGGACGUUUUUAUCAAUGUCUACCUCCUGCGUGAUUGGGUACAUACUAUGGUCUCCUGAGUCCAAUAUGUGUGAUGAACUACUACAGCCUGAUAUUACUGAAUUAUGUACCGCCGAGGAGCUACCAGUACCAUCACGAGGCGCUGGAGAAUGACCUCAACCCAAACAUGGACGCCAGCAUCGGUUUCCGCAUCGUGGGCGGCAACCAGAUAACGAUCGAGCAGGCGCCUUACACCGUGCUAUACGGAAUGUACUGCGGCGGCUCCAUCAUCGCUCCACAGUGGGUGCUCACAGCCGCGCACUGCAAGACGAAAGAGAAGUUCAUAGUAGCAGGAUCAACACAGCGCAGUCGGGGUACCCGGUACUACAUCUGCGCUCACUUCAUCCAUCCGCUGUGGCAGCCGGAAGACCCUAGCAACCACGACUGGGACUACCAGCUGGUCAUGUUGGAGACGCCGAUACCGGUCACCCCGCGCUCCCGCCCCAUUGCCAUCGGUAGCCCCGAUGAAAUUGUGCCCGGGUACUUUGUUUCGGUUACCGGGUGGGGACACGUCAGGCAUAAGGAACGUAUGCAGGACUACCUCAGACGAGUGUUCAUCCCGAUCCUGGACAGCGAGUGGUGCCGGGACGUGCCCAGCAGGGAGUACCGGGACCUCUCUCCCAGGAUGUUCUGCGCAGGAUUCCCCAACGGGACCAAAGACUCUUGCCAGGGUGACUCGGGCGGGCCGGCCGUGGGUGCGAGCAACAAGCUGCUGGGGCUAGUGUCGUUCGGUGUGGGCUGUGCUGUGGCCAACCAACCUGGCGUCUACAGCAACGUGCCACUAGCUCGCGACUGGAUCCGCAUGGUCACUGGCCUGCCGCUGUAAUUCCUCAUCUAAGGCUGCGAAGCGGAUGCCAGCGGGCAGCCCAGCAGCGAAGUAGCGGCGGCGGUGGCUAUGAAACACGAGCGCGUCAUUGACACUUCAUGGUCACUGCUGUCUCUCCGCUGCCACUGUGAUCUAGGUUAAGGACUAAAACAAGCGAAUGUCACCCUACCGCUUUCAUACUCGCCAAACACCGCCGCUGCCCGCUGUCAGCGAAUUUGCAAACA
Molecule: messenger RNA, 1208 nt
Organism: Pectinophora gossypiella (pink bollworm)
Lineage: Eukaryota; Metazoa; Arthropoda; Insecta; Lepidoptera; Gelechiidae
Product: trypsin-7-like
Exons: 6
Coding region: 193-984 (263 amino acids)
Biological process (GO): proteolysis
Molecular function (GO): serine-type endopeptidase activity
Source: RefSeq, a predicted model, not a curated record